AUCAAGUCUGCAAAGAGAAAAACAAACUGCAGAACAUUUCUUUUUUGGUCGUUGAGGCACAUGUGUUUGACAGCUGACUAAUUUUUUAAUGUUUUGCGCAGUUUUGCUUUGUCCGUCCAAUCUUUUCCAGGUCUGUUUUCGCUGCAGAACCAACCUUCAAUAAACCCUCAACCCACAAUGUCCGACCCAAGGUUACGCCAGCUGACCAUCAAAACGGGCGUCGUGAAGCGUCUGUCGAAGGAAAAGACCGUGUACGAGAAGGAGGUGGACACCCAGCGGAACCGGAUCGACAAACUGAAGGCGGCCGGCUCGGAUGACCACGUUCUGCGCAAGCAGGAGGAGGUUCUGCAGGAGUGCAUGAUGAUGGUGCCGGAUUGCCAGCGGAGAUUGGCGAAGGCAUUCGAGGAACUCACUGAAAUGAUCAAAUCCGAAGAAGAGCUGAAGGAGACCAGCCAGUAUAUUGCAGCAGAGGCCGCCCUGGAGGACGCCAAAGUCAAUCUUCCCUAAAAAGCUACCGAGAUUUCACU
Molecule: messenger RNA, 527 nt
Organism: Culex pipiens pallens (northern house mosquito)
Lineage: Eukaryota; Metazoa; Arthropoda; Insecta; Diptera; Culicidae
Gene: Tbca
Product: tubulin-specific chaperone A
Exons: 3
Coding region: 178-507 (109 amino acids)
Biological process (GO): post-chaperonin tubulin folding pathway; tubulin complex assembly
Cellular component (GO): microtubule cytoskeleton; cytosol
Molecular function (GO): beta-tubulin binding
Source: RefSeq, a predicted model, not a curated record